AAGAUGUGUUUACGGUCCGCCGCCCGACCCUAAUUUUUUCUGCCGACCCUACCGUUUUUUUCCGGAAAAUCCGGCAUCUUUUGCUUAUUAGUUAGAACGAUCUUUAUCAAUAAGGCCCUUGAACAAAUCCCGAAUCAAAAGCUGCUUUAUGUAAACGCUUUAGUGACCCAGACUUGUUGUACUAAACAACAUGGCGGGCGAUAACAGUGUGUUGGCAUUAGAUUUUUUGAAAUGUCAACACUCAGAGGAGAAAAAAAUGAUAAUCCCGCUCCGUAAUGCUACGACAUUCUUAGAGGUGUUCGAUCGCUUCCACGGGGACACGGCGGGGAAGUCUUCCUCCUUCCAAGUGAAAACAAAAACGGACUCUGGGCAAGGACACGAUGUCCUGUCGUCUUUAACUGUUGGCGAGAUUGUGCAUCUGUUUAAUGUAAGACACUUUGUUUUUACGUGCACUUGCGAGCUUGAAACAAAGGCUCAGCAACUUUCUGAAAUCAACGUCCACGCCAAGGUGGCGACCAAGAAAGCCGUGAAUGCAUUCGAGCUAAUGAUGGCAGGCGGGAGGUCUUUCCCCUCGAAGAAAAAAAGCAGCUCUGGAAUGAAAGCAGGUUUGAGCAGAAAAGAUGAGCUCUAUAACAAAUUGAUAGACAAGUUUACGUCGGAAGGAUUGGAUUUCCCCAAAUCUACAGCAAGCACUGAUGGUUCAUAUUUUGUCCAGAUUAAACAUGGAGCUUGUCAUGUGCAAUGCUCUCUGGUAUACCACAAACCAUCAUGCAACUAUUGACGACGCGGCAAAACAUAAAGCUGAGGUACAUUCCUUCCCUCAAGCAUUCAGCGCAUUUGACGGGUUCAAUGAUAUUAAGAGGAAGAAACACAAGUCAUUACCAAUGACUUCUUCAGAGCUCGCUAGUCACUCUGAGGCACUGUAUUCCUUACUGAUGAAGCCAGUGACAAACAGUUCUGCAACAUGGAAAACAGCUGGAACUCAGAUUAGCGAACUUGCAGACUGUCUAUCUGCCUAUAGUAAUUAUCUGAAAAAUCAGACAAAGAUUAUGUUGGAACAUCAUGCCAAUGACCAUCCUGCUCGGACAAUUGACAAAGAUGCCACAGUGGAACACAGGCAUAAGUGUUCUUUUGGUGUGAAGCCUAUGUACGUGAUCCUGGAUGAGGCUAUGAAAGCUGCAGGAGAAAACACACCUGUUUUUUUUGACGAACAUCACCAUGUUGAAAACCUUUUCCCUUCCAAUCAACAUAGGGCUAGAUUUUUGACGGAUCUACAACUGUCUAUGCCAGUUGACAUGGUGCGUUUUAGUCCUGGUGGAUCUUCUCUGUCCAUUGUCUGUCUGAUGGCAGUGCAAGCAUCGAGGUCACUACCAGAAAUGCUUACCCAAACAGCAAGGUUUCUGCAAACGGCUCGACCAAGAUUGAAGGAAUUCCAUACUAGGGCACAGCGACGUCAUUUCAAGGAACAAUUGAAGAACGUAGCAUCAGUCCUACCAUCAGUGUGCGACAUGAUUUACAAGGAACUGGCAAUGGAUGCUGCUAUUGCUGCUCAUCCGAUCACACAGGAAAGAUUACGGUUGAUAUUUUUGGGCAACACUGGUCUUGUCAGAGAUUUACGGAGCUUGAACCCUGGUCGUCCUAGUGGCAAGUUUGACACAUUCUUUGAUGCAUUGUCUGGACAGAUUGAAAACAUUACUGCAGCAGAUGACCGGCGUCAUGGGGUUGCCCAUCUCUCCGAGUUUAUAUCUCUAAAAGAGAUGAUUACUAAAGCAAAGAAUGAAUGCCCAGAAGGAACGCCAAUUCCAUCAAAGAGCCUUGUUAGACUUCAGUUUGCACCCAGGAACCCAUAUUCCAAAACAGCACACAACUUCACAUCGAGAAUAAACGUGCAGCAUAAAAUACAACGCCGCCAAUUACGAGUGUCUCAUCCCGACGACCAUUACUGCAAUGCACAGUUUAAGUAUCUCAAACAGAAAGCCAUCAACCAACAGAACUGCACGCUACUGUUCUGCGAUGACAAGGCAAAAGUGCCCUUUGGAGAUCCUGGUCAUCUUAUAUCAACAGGAGUCCGGGGAAAAAAGACUAUUGUCCCUUCUACCACCACUUUGGUUGCGCUUGAUCACGACAUGAAUCACUCAUCACUCACACCAUCAGUGAUCCUCCAGUGUGAUAUUCCAAAGGAAAUUAAUGACUCGUUUGUUCGUGGACAAGUCACAACAGUCAUAAAUGAUUCUGUAUUGCAGCAGUCAUCUCCUUUUCGGCAUAAUGCAGUGCUUGCUAAACUACUAGCAGAAAAAGAAACCAUGCAACCUAUCCUGAUGAAGUUUACAGAUGGUGGGACUGACCAACGCAACAACAUCGAAAGUGUGAAAUGUGCUACCAUUUGCUUGUUCAGAGAACUUAACUUGGAUAUGAUAAUAUUGGGUCGAUGUGCCCCAGGACACAGCUAUGUAAACCCAGCUGAGCGAGUUAUGAGUAUCUUGAAUCUUGGUCUCCAGAACGUGGCACUCCAGAGAGAAGUGUCAGAUGAGGAGAGCGAGAAGUAUUUCAAACGCUGUAAUGGUAUGGCAGACAUGAGAGAGCUCUUGAACACAAAAAAGCCAGAACUGAAACAGUCAUGGAUAGACGUUGUCGAGCCUGUGCAGUCCAUUAUCCGAAAUCGGUUCCUCCGCUUGAGCCUGAAAGAUGUUCCCUUUGCAGCAAUGGAUCCAGUACCAGACACUGACAUUGAUCUCUUAAAGCGACAUCUCCGAGAGCUGUUCCCAGAUCUGGACUUGCAGAAGUUAACCAAGGCUCAUGCAAGUAAGGUAGAAUCCUACACGUCUUGGAUGGCAUCGCACAGUAGAUCUAGACACUAUACCUUCCAAGUCAGGAAGUGUGAGGAUUUGUCCUGCUGCUCUGCACCGACACUACCACGGGAACAACUAAAUUGGCUCCCCGAUCCAGUCCUUGAUGCAAGCGGAGACCAUUACCGCCCGUAUUCCGAGGUAGAGGACAUGGAUACAGAUGAGAAGGACAGACCUUCACUUAAGGCAGCCCCUAAGCGAAAGGAAAAAAGAACUGCAGAUGUUGGACAACCAGCUGCUGCUGAGAAUCGAGGUGAAGGAGCUACUGCUGUCGACCGAGAACCUGCUACUUCGGAUCAACAGGAAGAGGAUGCAGCAUUACCUGAACCAGAUCCCCAUUUAUGUACUAGCCAGAAUGCUAGAGCUGUUGUGACAUGUGUGGAGUGCCAAAAGCCUAGGGUCAUAUACAGUAGACAUAAACUAACUGAUAGACAAACAAUGACUGUAGCCCUUGCUACUAGCGAAUUUGAGUAUACUUGCGGCAGCCCUCUUUUGCCACCGACAACAAGCCUAUACACAAAAGUCAUGUGUCGAAGUAACAUCACUUGUUCCACAACAGUUGAGUUGCAAUUUUAUGCAAGCAGCCUGGGACGCACCGAUAUCUGCUGCUUUUGUACAGCAGAAAAUUCAGAUGUGGACACACAGUUACUUAAAAAAUACAAAACAGUGUUGCCUAUGUGUGCAUCUUGCACUAGCAAAGGAAAACAGGCAGUAGUAGCUCGACCUUUUUAGGUCAUCUGAUCCGAACAUAAUGAAGCAAUUUGUUUCUCUGUGUAUAGACCAUGAAAAUAUAAUUUACUGUUAGAUUGAUGUGCUUAAUCUGUUGAAUGUUUCCUUUUAUUAAACUUGAAAGAAAUGAUGUUUUAA
Messenger RNA from Pecten maximus, 3713 nucleotides. RefSeq lists its product as uncharacterized. The record is from RefSeq and is a predicted model, not a curated record. Bases 696 to 3578 code for a protein of 960 amino acids. The transcript is spliced from 5 exons. NCBI's taxonomy places the organism in Eukaryota, Metazoa, Mollusca, Bivalvia, Pectinida, Pectinidae.